CCCUGCAUCGACUCCAUGGCUGCACGAGCCGCGUACAGGAGGUUGAUGCGAGCUCGUGAGCUAGUCUUCAGGAACGACCUGCUGAUGCUCGCAGAGUCAAGGAGGGAGCUGAGGAGAUACUUCCUUGAAAACCGCAAUGUGUCGGAUCCAGAGAAGCUGAAGCAGCUGAUGCAAGAUGUGGACGAGGCAGAGGAGAUGCUGAGACAUCAGAUCGUGCAAGGAGAGCGGAAGGGAGACGGGGAGUACGCAAUGAACAUCGACCCAACGCGACAUGUCACCAUGGAUCCGAACAAGCUUCCAGGACAGAAGUGAAAGAGUGGAGUCUUCUGUCUGGUUGGGUUUUCAGAGAGCAAGUGAGCCAGAUGUGCCCUCGGUACAUGGUGCAAGCACAAGAUACCGAGUUUCUGCUCCUCGUCGGGUCCAGCUCAAGGUUGGGAACUUGUCAGCUGCCGCGUCGACUGCCUCAGCUGGAGGAACUCGAGAGCGAACAUGAUGAUGGUCAAGAGCUCCCGUCGCAAGCUUGGAAUCUUGAGAUAGAGUCGAUCAUGAAGCUUCCUGUCGGGUUGUUGGCCGCAUGAGAAUGGGCCUUGACCCGAAGACCUUGCUCCCUUCGCUACAGGACUGGAGAGUCUUGGACGGACGUACAUGUCCCGAGUGAAUUAAACCCUGUUAGCUAAAGGGAUUAAAUAAAAUGUUGUAACAUGUC
Molecule: messenger RNA, 706 nt
Organism: Guillardia theta CCMP2712
Lineage: Eukaryota; Cryptophyceae; Pyrenomonadales; Geminigeraceae
Exons: 11
Coding region: 16-312 (98 amino acids)
Biological process (GO): mitochondrial respiratory chain complex III assembly
Source: RefSeq, a predicted model, not a curated record